AUGGACAAGUCCACUGAGAACCCCGGCAAGAAGAACGGCAUGUUUGCGAAGCUUAGAAGGAGCUUGCGGCUUCAAACACGGAAGAAUCCUCAUUCACCUGGUGGCGAGGAAGCCAAUGUCCUACGUGAAUUACCUGCAACCGCAAAGAACUCAGACUCUGUGGCUUCACCACAACCUCCGUCACCCGGUCUGAAUUCUGGCUCUGCAUCCACCUCUCCGAACAACAACCAGAAAAACGAGGAUGAUGAGUUAGAUGUUUCUCCUCACAAAUCCAGACCACUAACACGAUCAAACACAGAUCCCACUACGUCCACUUUUGAUAAUACUGUUAAGAGAGUGAGAGAAUCUUUUUACUUUAGACGGAAAAAGGACGAGGAUAAACCCCCCUCGAUCGAGGAAAAAGUGACUCCUACUUUUGAGGAAUGCCUUGAAGGACAAUACCUGUUUGAAGCCACUCAACAACUGAUCGAGAGGGAGAAACAUCUGUUUGGAGAGAUAACAGAGGCUGAUGCACUUAAAGAUCAUGAGGAAGCAGUAGAAAAGCUUUCUGCAGACCAUGAAGCACUUGAAGAGCGUAUAGAGCAGACUGUGCAGCAGAGUCUUUCUCUCAGCAGUGAGAAAGAGGUGUCUGCUUUGACAUCUGCAGUGAAAGCAAUCAACCUUGAGGAAGAGCAGGACCAGCUGUGGGGACAAAAUUCUCAAACUCCACCAGCCUGGAGGCCCAGCGAGUGGAAGAAGCACCAUGACGAAGUCCUUCAAAAAUUAGUAAGUGGGCGUAUGGAUAAUCCAUCAAGCCCCAUUGGUGAUCAGGUGAACCAGUCAUCUAUAGAGGCAGACAUCCAGUCCAUGGGCAAACAGCUGAAGAAGGACAUGGAGUGGGUGGUGGAGGUUGUGAAGAACUGCUACCCACCAGAGAUGGACAUCUGUAACUUUUAUGCAAGACUGUACCAUCAAACUUUCAGCGCAAGACUCAAAAAGAUUGCAGACUUAAUCCUUGAAAAACCUGAGCUGGCCAGUAAUAUCAAUACUGAAGCGCUGGGAAACCUGCUUCCUGACGACUUACUGAAACCUCUGGAGGAGCACAAAGCUUUCAUAAAGGCAAACCUCAGCUGUGUCGAACAGUUCAGGGACUUCUUUGUGGAGCACGAUCUGUUCCCAGAGGAUGUGAAGAAAAAAUGUUUGCAGGUCCUGACUGAGAUGAAACAGUCUGCCCACACUUAUUUAUUAACCCCUGUGCACAAGAUCCUCAAACCACACUACCAGAAACUGGGAACCAGUGACUGGCUGAAGAAGAAGACGUUUGAGAAGCUGCUGAACAGCACUGAAGACGAGCUUCAAGAACUUCAGGGUUCGAGUCAGUCCUCUUACCAGGAGCUGAUUGGUCAGCUUCACCAGGAAGUGACAGUGGAAUAUGUCCAGAGGCUCCUGAAAGGAAAAGUCAAAUUAAAGAACACCAAAAAGCAGCUGAAGGCUUACGAGACUGUGAAAGAAAAUGCCGAGAAACUGCACGAGCUGUUUGCCAGAAUGGUGAGACUUGAUCUUUAA
Neolamprologus brichardi is the source of this 1545-nucleotide messenger RNA. Lineage: Eukaryota; Metazoa; Chordata; Actinopteri; Cichliformes; Cichlidae. The record is from RefSeq and is a predicted model, not a curated record.